Molecule: messenger RNA, 2913 nt
Organism: Zasmidium cellare ATCC 36951
Lineage: Eukaryota; Fungi; Ascomycota; Dothideomycetes; Mycosphaerellales; Mycosphaerellaceae
Exons: 2
Coding region: 1-2913 (970 amino acids)
Biological process (GO): intracellular protein transport; vacuole organization; endosome organization
Cellular component (GO): HOPS complex; endosome
Molecular function (GO): protein-macromolecule adaptor activity
Source: RefSeq, a predicted model, not a curated record
AUGGCUCUCGACACGAGCAGUGACUACGCUGCCGGCGCCCACGAUGACACACAACUACCCGUCUUCGACGUGCAAAAAGUGCAGCUCCGCUUCGACAUCUCCGCCGACUUCGUAGCUGCUCAGGUAGCUAACAAUGUUCUCGUCCUCGCGCUGUCCACCGGCCGCAUUCUCCGAUUCGAUCUCGAUAACCCUGCCGAUAUCGAUGAUAUAGACCUACCCAAGCGACCUGCUGAAAUCGGCGUCAUUCGCAAGCUGUUCCUCGAUCCGUCCGCGUCUCACUUGAUCAUAUCGACCACUCUGGGGGAGAACUACUACCUUCAUACACAGUCACGGCAACCCAAGGCUCUGUCAAGAUUGAAAGGAAAACAGAUUGAGAGUGUAGCAUGGAAUCCAUCACAGCCUACCGCCUCUACGAGAGAGAUCCUGGUGGGAACAACAGAGGGAAUUGUGUACGAAACAUACAUUGAACCACGAACUGAGUUCUACAGCCAUCAGGACAAAUACUGCAAGGAUGUGUAUAACCCGCAAGAUGGACCUAUUGUUGGACUAUAUACGGACGUGAUAUCGACAAGACCAGAUACACGGCGCAUUCUGGUCGCAACACAGCACAAGCUGUUACAUUUCGUUGGCAAGUCUGGAGGACGCGGACACGAACAAUAUGUCUAUGCGAGGUUGCUGGAGGGUGAGACACCGACCAUCCACGAAACCGACAGGGCAGCAGCUGCGGUCCCUUCUUGUCUGGCGACUUCACCUGAUUCUCCCGAUGCGCCUCCUUCAGUGAACGACGGGCAAAGUGCAGAGCGUGCAUAUGCAUGGCUCUGUGCAGAAGGGAUCUACCAUGGCAAACUUUUGACUUCGACACCAGACCCGGUGACCCUUGGGAAGCAAGUGUUCAGAGAGUCCAAGAUGCUGCCUAGUUCAAAGUUACCGCCUGUGCAAACAAGCGGAGGCCGGAAUCGUGCUACCCAGCCCCAUGUAUCGUCUAUGAUACUGACACAAUUCCACAUUCUGGCUUUCGCGGACGGUCGUAUCACAGGAAUAAACCAGUUGGAUGAGACAGUGGUCUACAACCAACAGAUACUUGAGAGCGGUCAGACCUGCUUGGGCAUGUUUGCAGACCAUCAAAAGAACACAUUUUGGCUCUUCACUCCUCAAGAGAUCUUCGAGAUUGUUGUCACGGACGAGGCGAGGGAUGUCUGGAGGAUUAUGCUCAACCAAGGCCAGUACGAAGCGGCGCAACGAUAUGCAACAACAGGCGAGCAAAGAGAUGCGGUCGCUUCCAUGACUGGCGACCAUCUCAUGUCUCAGGGCAAGUUUGCAGAUGCGGCGGUUAUCCUUGGGAAGAGUACGAAGGCUUUCGAAGAUGUUGCCCUCAGCUUUAUCGAUAAGGGUGAGCACGAUGCUUUGCGGAAAUACUUGUCAGUCAAACUUGCUUCACUCAAGAAGGCCGCUACGAUGCAGCGUAUCAUGCUUGCGAGUUGGAUGGUGGAGCUAUACAUGGCAAAGCUGAAUCAACUGGAUGACACCAUCUCAACACGAGCAGAACUAGCAGCCAACGGCGAAGCCACAUCGCUUGACACCGAAAAACAGCUGCCAGCAAUCCGGAAAGAGUAUCAAGACUUCGUCACGAAGUACAAGAGUGAUCUUGACCGCAAGACCACGUACGAGGUUAUCAGCGCCCAUGGUCGAGAGGAGGAGCUUCUCUACUACGCCAAUGUAGUUGAUGAUUUCAACUACGUCCUAUCCUACUGGAUCAAUCGCGAACGCUGGGACGAGGCCAUGACGGUGUUGAAGAAGCAGACAGAUUUAGAAAUGUUCUACCGAUACAGCAGUGUUCUCAUGGCACACAAAGCGUUUGAGCUUGUUGAUGUCCUCAUGAGACAGAGCAGUCUGGACAUCAAGAAGAUCAUCCCUGCACUACUCAACUACAACAAGACCAUGGGCGAUGCAGUACCACUGAAGGACAACCAGGCGAUUCGCUAUCUGCUUUUCUGUAUCAACCACUCGCAUUCCACAGAGCCAGCUGUACACAACACACUGAUCUCGAUGUAUGCGGCUCAUCCUACCAAGGAUGAAAGCGCCCUUUUGAGCUACCUACAGACACAGGAGAAGAAUGACGACCAAUUCUACGAUGCCGACUUCGCGCUCCGACUUUGCAUCGCUCACAAGCGUGUGCGGUCAGCUGUUCACGUCUACACCACAAUGAAGCAAUACGCUUCCGCUGUAGAGCUGGCACUGAAAUAUGACGAGGUAGAACUUGCAGCUGAGGUUUCAGACAGCCCUGAUAUCGACGACGCGCUUCGCAAGAAGUUGUGGCUGAAGGUCGCCAAGACCGUCAUUGGAGAGACCAAAGGCAUCAAGGCCGCUAUCGAGUUCUUGAAGCGCUGCCGGCUUCUCAGGAUCGAAGAUCUCAUCCCCUUCUUUCCGGACUUCGUUGUCAUUGACGACUUCAAAGAGGAGAUCUGUGCUACACUGGAGGAUUACAGUCGACAAAUUGAUGAGCUAAAGCACGAGAUGGACGAGAGUGCAAACACAGCGCAGCACAUCAAGGACGACAUCAAAGCUCUGGACCAACGAUACGCGAUUGUCGAGCCUGGCGAGAGAUGCUGGAAGUGUCGGCUGCCGCUCUUGAUGCGACAAUUCUUUGUCUUUCCCUGUCAGCACGCUUUCCACGCCGAUUGCUUGGGAGAGAUGGUCAUGGACAUGGCGGGUAUGGGAAGGAGUAAGAGGAUACGAGAACUUCAAAGAGAGAUUGGACGUGGAGUUGCGCUGGGCAAGCGUAGAGAGGGUAUGGUUAGGGAGCUGGAUGGGCUUGUUGCUGGUGCAUGUGUGCUCUGUAGCGAGAUGGCCGUCAAACAGAUCGACAAGCCUUUCAUUACAGAAGCUGAUAAUAGGAAUGAGUGGGCGAUAUGA